Owenia fusiformis is the source of this 2738-nucleotide messenger RNA. NCBI's taxonomy places the organism in Eukaryota, Metazoa, Annelida, Polychaeta, Sabellida, Oweniidae. The record is from the annotation of a GenBank genome assembly.
GUGACAUUUCCCAAACUAUUCAAAAUGGAGUCCGGAAUGCCAGAAUUUUUGUUUACAGUCUUAUUUCUUUGAAAUUGUUCCUAUAUACCCUAUAAAUCAUGUCAGAACAGGACAGUUCAAGUUCCUUAGAGGGUAUUAACAAUUUAAACCAGAUCCAUUCCCUUGUGCGCUUUGAAGAUUCAGACGAAAUCACAGAUUUUGACUCGGAUAUUUUUGAGACCGAACUCGAUUCUGGAUUAGAGAGAGAGUUAUCGGAGCCAGAAGCUUUAGCCUACCCUAACUUUGGCGACAAUGUCAAUUUGCAGGAUUAUGAAGAGACCAGUGAUUCCGAGGAUUCCCUCGACGAUGAUCAAGGAAAUAACAAUGGUGCAACGUCCACCAGUAGCAGCUCAGACAGUGAAUCUGAUGGGACCCAAAUAUGGGUUCCUUCGGUCAAUCAGAAAACUCCUACCUCCACUUUGAAGAAUUCUCCACAUAGCAUCAGUGCUGUUCAGUCACCCGUUAGCCCAGGGUCUGUGUCUCAGACAGUGUUCCUCCCCCCAGUACCACCCCAACCCUCAAGGCAUAGUAUCAUCAGCCAUAAUAGUACAACAGGGCGAUAUGAGACCGUUAUCGUGGAAGAUGAAAUGGAUUUGGUUCCAAAUGGUGAUUCGGGUACGUCAAGCAUUAGCAACAAUGAGAGUCCUGACAACAUAAGUGCCCUAGAGCAGCCUGUUAUCCAGUUCCCUCCCCCACCCCCUCAAGUGAAUGGUGGACACAGAGUACAGCAUCAUACUGACCCCCAUACACAGAGGGAACAGUUCAGCUCCAGUCUGUACAACAUCUUGAGUGGUCUCUAUGCUGUGUUUAUCAUUAUAAUUGGAGUUGUCUUACCUAUUGGGGAGAUAUUUGCUGAGAGAAUCACUGCAAACUACUUUGAGGGUUUCUACAUCUACUUAUAUGGACUGAGCAUCAUAUUCCUGAGUUACGUCUACAUAUACCUACUUCAGAAUAACACUUGGAAGAGGGGACGCAAGAAAAGUCACUGUGACUCUCUUCUUGGGAAACCAAAAUGGAAGAAGGUUGAGAUCGAUGAAGUCAGUAAAAACACUGGAAGUUUUUAUCUCAGACUUGGAGCAGUAGUGUUUGGUAUUGCCAGUAUGAUACACGAUGGCCUCUGGUUUGGACAGUUCUUUGAGCAUGGCUUCCAUUCUGAAUGUAAUGAACUGAUCCUUGGGAUACGUCCGAUUCUUCAUCUUGUAUUUACAUUCAUUCAGCUUUACUUUAUAUUCCUCAAUUCUAAGAUGUGUAUACACAGAUAUAAGCACUUGGCAAGGUUUGGCCUAAUGCACAUGAUCGCCACAAAUAUAUGUGUAUGGCUGAGAAAUGUUAUAAGGGAGACUGUGAGAGAUGUACAGAUAUACCAGAGGUCCAACAUAGCUGCUGUUGCCAUGACAAUAAACCAGACAGAGGCUAGUACAGUGACCUUUGAGAACAUAACAGAAUCGCAUCAACACACUGAGUGUGAUCAUCAUGAUAUAUUUGGAGAUGUUGUGGACAAGUCCUCUGCCUAUCUCUACCCUUGUACCAUAGUUUACAGUAUUAUAUGCGCAGGUAUCCUGUAUGUUAUCUGGCUAAACAUUGGCAAGACAAUAGCGACAUCUAGGGGUGUCCAAUCGGAACAGAUUGAACGAAAACUAGUGCUCCAUGUCGACUGUAAUGCCUCACAUCGUGGCCUCUUCUGCGGCAUCUUCAUCCUUCUUGCCACUGUCAUCACAAUCAUAACAUUUCUUAUCUUCAUUAACAAGGCUGAGUACAUCAACACUGCAGUUCUCAUGGUUCAUAUUAUUGAGAUUGUCAUCUAUAUGUUGACGUCUAUAGCUGUAUUUGCAGCAUGUAGUGCUAUGAGGCACUUGUAUUAUGACUACUAUAGGUAUAUAACCCUAGACGAGAUUCUAUUGCUGGUAUCGCAAACAGGGGUAUUCCUUGCAGCGAUUUUCAGUUUAUUAGCUGCCAUAUAUAGCUAUGAUACUAUAGGUGGUGUGUUGAUCUUGGCGACAUCAUGCCUUGUGUUGAUACAGAGUGCCGCACAGACAGUUCUUGUAUUGAGUGGAUUACGACGCUUCACAGGUAUCUCAGAUACAACACAAAGACCGGGGCGACAGUUUGUGACGUUUUUACUUGUUGCAAAUGUGGCGCUGUGUGGACUUUGUAUGAUGGAGACAGUGAGGAGUAGUGUUAAUCCUGUACAACAAGAGUUCUAUGGCUACUUGGUGUGGAGCAUUAUCCUUCAUGUAUCCAUACCUCUACAAAUCUUCUAUAGAUUCCAUUCUGCCGUAUGUCUUGCUAAUAUCUGGAAAAAUGCCUACAAACCAAAGCAACUUUAAAGGAGUAUUCAUUUUACAAUAAAUACAGUAUAAUGAAAACAUGUAUAAAUCUAAUAUAUGAAGCUUCAAAUUCAUUAAAAUUAACAUUUAAUAUCCCUCUGCCUCUAUACACCCCAGAUCUUUGUUUUUCUGUAUUUUAUGAUGUACAUGUUUUAUGCAAACAUAUACUGAGCCUAGUUCAAUUAUAACAUUACCUUUUUAAUUCAAUACUUUUAGAUCAAUACUGUUGUGCAGUACUUAUAGAACAAUACUAUUAGUGAAGGACUUUUAGAACAUUAUUUUUAUUACAGCACUUUCAGUGCAUUCUUUUGGAAUAGUUCUUUUGUUACAAUACAUUUAGUAUAGUACUUUAAAUAGUCUUGUUUGUACACA